Messenger RNA from Quercus robur (English oak), 1359 nucleotides. RefSeq names its product F-box/LRR-repeat protein At3g26922-like. Gene Ontology annotation, molecular function: protein binding. The transcript has 3 exons. Bases 1 to 1359 code for a protein of 452 amino acids. NCBI's taxonomy places the organism in Eukaryota, Viridiplantae, Streptophyta, Magnoliopsida, Fagales, Fagaceae. The record is from RefSeq and is a predicted model, not a curated record.
AUGCCAAAACCAAAGUCAAAAUCGAAACGCCAAAAACUUUCUUCGGAAAAUAAUAAUAAAAACGACAGGAUCAGUGAUCUACCGGAAUGUCUUCUCAUCCACAUCCUUUCUUUCCUUCCAACCCAAACAGCAAUGGCCACUAGUAUUUUGUCGAGGAGAUGGAAGCAUGUUUGGACUCACGUCCCAAUACUCGACAUCGAAAGUGAAAAUCUUGACUCCGUUCAAAGUGUUUUCGAUCAACACAAAGCACCGUACCUCCAGUGUUGUUCCCUCACAUACAAAUUCUGUAGUUGCUGUUAUAGACUUGUUCAGAGAUGGAUAAACAACCUCGCUUCGCGUAAUGUCGAGCAACUCAAUCUCGAGAUGCAUACUGAUGGUCACAAAAGUCACGAAAGUUAUUUGGAGUUGCCUCAUCGAGUUUUCACUUGCAGUACAUUAGUUUUUCUGAGUUUAAGCGGAGUCAGGAUUGAUCCUCCUUCAUCGUUUCAACUGCCAUGCCUAAAGAAACUUGAUCUGUACCAAGUUUUUUAUGAAUCUGACCCUUUUGUUAGACUUCUCUCUGGUUGCCCUGUUCUUGAAGAUUUGUCAUUUGAUAGAGAUUUUUCUGAUAGUAUUUCCAUUUAUAAAAUCUGUGUACCUACUCUCAAACGUUUAAGUAUACUUCACCAUGAAAUUCUUUUUGAUGAUUAUGCUGAUAUGGGGGGAUUAGAAGAUUCUGAAGUUCAUUACGUAGUGGAGAUCAACGCCCCAGCUCUUGAGUACUUUACGUUUGAUGGUCAUUUGGGCGACUUCGUUUUCCUUGAAAAACUAGACAACUUAAUUCGGGCGAAGGUUAACAUUUGUACAUUUGAACCUAAAGACCAUGAGGAGGAGGAAUGUUAUGUAGAUAGGAUAUUCAAACUUCUUGCAGCACUCUACAAUGUCAAGUUCCUAUCAAUUUUUACUGGUCACUCAGAGUGUCUCAGCAAUGGUUCUACUUAUCCUUCCCAAUUCCAAAAUUUGCUCAGAUUAGACUUUAAGGCGAAUACGUGGAACUGGCAUGUGCUGCAAGACUUGUUAAAAAAUUCUCCUAAUCUAGAAGUUCUUGAUGUUACUAAUACGAGUACCGGUUCCCUUUCAGGCUGGAAGAAGUCACCAAAUGAUCCUCUUUUUCUGUCAUCGCACCUCACAACCUUUUAUCUUCGUGAAGUUAAAGGAUUGGAACAUGAAAUGGAAUUUGUAAAAUAUAUUCUAAAGGAGGCAGGAGUCUUGAAGUCAGCAAAAAUUAGAGUUGGAAAUAUUAAGCUAAAGGAAAUUGUUCGUGAGAAACUAUCAAAGAUCCCAAGGCGCUCAAUGACAUGUCUUCUUACAGUUAAAUGA